UUGAGUUUGGACGCGUCCGUGCGGCUCUGCGUUUGCUCGUUCGUCAGUAGUGUGUGCUGUGUACGGUUUGGCUCCUUUGCUUCCAUAAGCAUCCUUUUGUGCUUGAAAGAUUGUCAUUGUGCGGAAGAAAGUACUACUUCGUAUUCAAAUGAACAAUAAUUGCCACUGAAAUUAGUUCUCGUUUUUGAUAUCGAAUAGUAUUUGGAACCAUCAAACAUAACAAUCAACAGCAGAAACAACAGAUCCGUCAGUGUUUGUGGAGGAAAAAUAGUAUACCAAGUCCUACACCUUCAUUACUGCCACAAAGAUCUAUAGCUGUGGAAAAGCCGCAAAGGGAAGUGUUUCAGAAGUCGGAGGAGUGCAUCGUGUGAGGAAAAUAGCGAAAAAUAAAAAAGUGUUUGGACUUCCAUCUUUUCUCACCCCGUCGCCGCGCCGCUGUCGUCGUUUCCGUUUCAUCGGUGUGUUCUCAAAGUGCUAAACGAAGCGCCCAUCCGUCGAGUCUCGGCGAGUUCCCUCUGGGCUGCGGCGAGUUGUUCUAUCAUCGUUGUGUUAGUGUGGGUGUGCGCUUGCGGUGACAGCUGCUGCUGUGCAAGGUGAUCACAAAAGUCGUUUUUGCGAUUUCCGCCACCACCCAGUCUGCGGCGGGUUUGUUGGGAAGAAGCAAAAGUACUGCUGCUGCUGCUACAGUGUGUUUGUGUGCGUGAGCUGCGAAGCCAGAGCCGAGCAUAAUCGGGGUGUAAACAACAACCAGAGCUGUCAAAAAAAGAGCUCGCUGGCGUGUGUGAAGGAAGACGAAGAGCCAGAGCCAGUGCGUGAGUUGUAAGAAGGAAGAACGCGAAUUUUGUGCACAAGGUUUUGUUGAUUUCGUUGAGUUUGGUUGGAUUUUCGGGGUUUUUGUGCGUGGAUUCCGGGCUAACGGAUUGUGGAUUUUUAUGCAGUGAUCGGUGGCAAGCACCGUUCCGGUGGAAGAAAUCCGCAGCCGCUGCAGGACGGGUCGCAAAACUGUACUGAAAAUUACUGCUGUCUAAUUUGGCAAGGUUGCUGAAGUUUUGCCACACUAGCUGGUAGCUGCAGUGCAUAGUGGCUCCGGAAGAAAAUUUUUCGUUAGUGGCCACUGGGAAGCGGAAUUGAAGCUACUAUUUCCGAAUCCAUCAUCCAGGAAAGCACUCCCGGAAUACCCUGACGAUACCACCACCCACCACCAUCUGAAUUCAUCCAAUCUACAAUACGUCGGUAUUGUAGCCAUCACCGACCAAGAAGCAAGCUGCCGGAGGAAAUACUUGAACGAAAAGUAUUGGCGGCAGUACGGUGUGAACCUUUGUUGCACAAAGUCAUAAAGAGGAAGCAACCCGAAUAAGCAGAAGAAGAGGAAAAAAAAGAAGUAGUGGAAUUAAGGAAGCACAGUCCAUACUCUACUACACAUUAGUGCGUGCCAGUGAUGAGUUAACCGAGUAGCAAUUUAAAGUGCAUGAGAUCUGAUCCCCGGCACCCUCCCCCUGCGAGCUCGACCCUUACCGCCACACCGACGUCUCCGCACUCGCUUGUAAUUAUUUAAUUGUAUCAAUUGUGUAAUGUGCACCCACCGUAGUUGGUGGUAGAUCAUUGUUGCUGUUUUUGUCUCAAAGUCAAGUGACAAAGUUUGUUGAAAAGGAAAAAAAAAGUGUGUUGUUAUUUUCGUCAUUGUGAUUUCACGCGUCGCGAAAUUGUACGGCAUUGGUCGGAAGAGGGUUUGCUCGGAGCGCGAUCUCUCAUUGAACCAGGUCCCCGGGCGCAGCUGAUGUCAAGCUACUAGAUUCGUGUUCCUGUGGCUAGUGUGCAUUGUGAAUGGCGGCAGUCGGUGGACCGACCAGGCAAUCGCGUGGGGUUUCCAUGAGUGUCUCGAUGUCGCUGGUACAGGGCGGAGCAGCUGGUGCGGCCGGACCACAGGGAGCUAUCCUGGCGGCGGCCGCACCCUACUAUCAACCACCGGCCGUUCCGCAGGACGUGCAGCCCGAUCGGCCGAUCGGCUACGGAGCCUUCGGAGUCGUAUGGGCCGUCACAGAUCCCCGCGAUGGACGACGGGUCGCACUGAAGAAACUGCCAAACGUGUUCCAGUCGUUGGUGUCAUCGAAACGUGUUUUCCGCGAGCUCAAGAUGUUGUGUUUUUUCAAGCACGAUAAUGUACUAUCAGCACUAGACAUCCUGCAGCCACCGCAUCUGGACUUCUUUCAAGAAAUCUACGUCAUUACAGAACUGCUACAGUCGGAUCUGCACAAAAUCAUCGUUUCACCACAGCACCUCUCGGCGGACCAUAUCAAAGUGUUCCUGUACCAGAUCCUGCGUGGUCUCAAGUAUCUGCACUCAGCCCGUAUCCUUCAUCGGGAUAUCAAACCAGGCAACCUGCUGGUGAACAGCAAUUGUGUUCUCAAGAUUUGUGAUUUCGGUUUGGCACGCGUGGAAGAGCCGGACCAGUCCAAGCACAUGACACAGGAAGUGGUAACGCAGUACUACCGCGCACCGGAGAUCCUAAUGGGAGCACGGCACUACUCGGCGGCCGUGGACGUCUGGUCGGUUGGGUGCAUAUUCGGAGAACUGCUCGGCAGGAGGAUCCUCUUCCAGGCACAGAGCCCAGUGCAGCAGCUGGAACUGAUCACAGAGCUGCUGGGCACGCCCACGCUAGAGGACAUGCGACACGCCUGCGAGGGAGCCAGAACACAUAUGCUCCGAAGGGCCCCAAAGCCUCCAUCCCUGUCUGCACUGUACACCCUAAGUACGCAUGCCACCCACGAAGCAGUGCACCUACUCUGCCAGAUGCUGGUCUUCGACCCGGACAAGAGAAUAUCGGUGAUUGAUGCCCUGGCGCAUCCCUACGUCGACGAGGGCCGACUUCGUUACCAUUCCUGUAUGUGCAAGUGCUGCUACACUCCGUCGGCCGGUAUGCGCCAGUAUGCGGCCGAAUUCGAACCCUCGGCACCGCAACCGUUCGAUGACCUCUGGGAACGGAAACUGACCUCGGUGCAGCAAGUCAAAGAGGAAAUGCACAAAUUCAUAGCCGAACAACUGCAAACGAAUCGCGUGCCACUGUGUAUAAAUCCUCAGAGCGCCGCAUUUAAGAGCUUUGCCAGCUUUUCACGACAGUCGAUGCUACAGCAGCAAGCUCAAGCACAGCGUCAACGGCGACAGCAGCAGCAACAGCAGCAACGGGUAGCGUGAAGGAUAUAAAUUACUAUUGAUUCGGAUACUGGACACGCUGCUCAUUGCAUUGAUUCAUAAUUUUGCACUUCCCUCAACACUAUUUCUCACUUGGUUGCUGCUGUUGUUGCUACUGACGGUGCAGGUGCAACGUUGCUAGCAAGUUAUAUAUUCUAAUGGACACGACGACCGACUCGGAUGGACGCAAAGACACACAGACGGACUGACUGGCCGACAUUGUAAACCCAAUAGACAGACAUUCGAAGCUGUACUUCGAAGCAGAUGUACCUGAUGGAAUUUCUUCGAACUUUUAUAGGAAGCAUUUCAUCAACACUUGGCUCAACCGUGGCCCAUCCUUCGGAGCUGCCUCCCUCGCCGCACCAAUGGGAAUGACACAAUGAAGCGAUGGCUGCCUGAAAUUUGUAAAUUACUCAUCACUUACAAGCAAAAUUU
Molecule: messenger RNA, 3624 nt
Organism: Ochlerotatus camptorhynchus
Lineage: Eukaryota; Metazoa; Arthropoda; Insecta; Diptera; Culicidae
Gene: nmo
Product: serine/threonine-protein kinase nemo
Exons: 11
Coding region: 1825-3192 (455 amino acids)
Biological process (GO): protein phosphorylation; intracellular signal transduction
Cellular component (GO): cytoplasm; nucleus
Molecular function (GO): MAP kinase activity; ATP binding
Source: RefSeq, a predicted model, not a curated record